GAAAGCAGCUCUCUGAUCAGCACUGUCAUUACCCUGACAUGCAGAGAGAGAAAAAGGAAAAGCAUGACAUACAAAGACCUAACAGAAAAUGGAAACACAGGAAACAUUUCUCUUUGUUAUGAACAUCAUCUUAACUCAUGUCAGAAGCUUAUCUAUCCUCUCACUGUUAGAGCUGUGAUAUAUUUUGUCACUGGAGCCAUUGUACUUCUUACUUUAUUUGGAAACCUUUUUGUGAUUAUAACCAUCACUCAUUUCAAGCAGCUCCAUACACCAACGAACUACUUCACUCUUUCUCUGGCUGUAGCUGACUUGCUUUUUGGAGGAGUUUCAAUGCCUCCUACGAUGAUGCGCACUGUAGAGACCUGCUGGUAUUUUGGAACUGUAUUCUGUAAAAUAUACAGCAGUCUUAACAUUAUGUUGUGCUGUGCAUCACUGCUGAAUCUUGUGUGCAUCGCUGUUGAUCGAUACUAUGCUGUGUGUCACCCCCUUCUGUAUCACCUUAAGAUAACCCCUCUUGUUGCUGUGUUUCUGAUAGCUGCAAGUUGGAGUUUUGCUACUCUUCCAGCCCUUGUGAUGAUGUUUCCAUAUUUCAAUACUAAAAGCAGUGAAGAUUUUUACAAGGAUAAUGCAGUUUGCAAAGGACUCUGUGUGGUGCAUCUAGCACCCAUGACAAGCCUGACACUCUCCAUUUUGUGUUUUUACCUCCCUGCUGCUGUCAUGCUCAGUUUGUACUUAAAAAUAUUUACUGUUGCAAAGAUGCAGUCACGUUCCAUUCACAAUGCCCUUUAUGACAGUUCUGAUAAAAAACAUUCUGGAAAGAAAAACUCCAAGAAGAAUCCAACCAUCAGCAAAUCAGAGAUCAAAGCCACUAAAACAUUAUCGAUAGUCAUGGGAGUUUUUUUACUGUGUUAUUCACCAGUUUAUAUCUAUAGCAUUGUGAUUCCAAUUUCUGGUAAUUUUGGUCCACCACAGCUGUACGACGUGCUAAGUUGGAUUGGCUAUUCAAACUCAGCAUGUAAUCCUAUUGUGUAUGCAUUAUUUUAUAGAUGGUUUAGAAAGGCACUUAGAAUGAUUAUAUUUGGUAAAAUAUUUCAUCAAAACUCUUCUAGAAUAAAGUUGUCCUAA
Molecule: messenger RNA, 1125 nt
Organism: Electrophorus electricus (electric eel)
Lineage: Eukaryota; Metazoa; Chordata; Actinopteri; Gymnotiformes; Gymnotidae
Product: trace amine-associated receptor 1-like
Biological process (GO): G protein-coupled receptor signaling pathway
Cellular component (GO): membrane
Molecular function (GO): trace-amine receptor activity
Source: RefSeq, a predicted model, not a curated record